Messenger RNA from Phytomonas sp. EM1, 1743 nucleotides. The record is from the annotation of a GenBank genome assembly. Lineage: Eukaryota; Euglenozoa; Kinetoplastea; Trypanosomatida; Trypanosomatidae.
AUGCUAAACAACCCCCCUCCCCCUUUGCCUAGCAGGACACCAACUCAUCAUAAUCAGUACCGCUCAGCCUUGGGCAUUACCGUUGCUUUUCCCAACUUUUGGUCUAGGCAUCACCCCAUCGAGGAUGACGGCCUCUGUCAUCUGCUCUAUCAGUACCUUCAAAGGAGCCUCAAGGGUUGUGAGCAAAAGCUCUCGUCUAUCUAUCUUCCAGAGACAAUCGUGUUUGAGCAUAACUUUCCUCGUGUAUGGUAUUACUAUGACAAAGACAGUGAAGCUAUCAGUAAGCGGCCUUCUCGCAUGCUCGAUGUUCAGAGCAUGUUUCGAUUUUUCGGUGUCCCAAUUAAAAACAUAGACGUGGUGGCACAGUUCUUUUAUGCUACGGUACCAAUCGGAGAAGCCUGGGAUGCCAUUCUGUCACGUCGGGCAAAGGAACAGAACAGCACACUGCUUUCCCAAGGCCUGACCUACGUCGAAUUCUUCACAGUGGAAGGUCUCAAGGACUUUCUACUUCAGCAGCAUCGUAAGCCGGAUGGUGUGCUGCAACGAUUUGUACUCCCAAAGGGGGAUGGAUCCAGCCGGAAAAAUAAUCAGAUACAGGUGUUCUGGUCGCCUCUCAUGACGAGUGUCUACAGACGAACCAACUAUCAUCGGCUGGAUGAUCGUAUGGUCCCCAUUCCAGCACGUUUGUCAACCUAUGAUGGACCUGCGUACUACAGUUAUGAGUCAAUGGUUGCUGAUGAUACGAAGGUUUGCUUGACUGGUCUCUGUGAAGACAUCGUGCGGCACUUCUAUCAGGUUGAAAAAAAGCAGAUAACACGAAUGGUUCUCUAUUUCAAAAUUGAUGACAACAAUAGGGUUUGGCUUCUUUGGUGUAGCAGCGUGCGUGUCGAGCCUGACAGCUUCAAUCCCAGUACCCUGCGUGUUCCCCCACUCCUUGAUCAACGCACUGAAGUCCUCAACAAUGAGAGCUCUACGGUUGCCAGACUGCAAGCUCGUCGCCAUCGGCAAAAGCACCUUCUCGAGUUGGAUUCUCAUUUGUUCGAAGCUACCCGUGAUAUUGAAUUUGCCCUCAAUAUAAACGCAUCGCACCGACGGCAAGCAAAGGUCCUGGGAAUGCCUGGGAUGGCGAACGCGGCGCCGAAGAAGGGCUCCAAGAAUCCCUGCUACGACACGAAUCAUCCUUUACACGAAGCUUUUGUGGCCUUGUGUGAUGAAAAAGACGGCCCCUUCGUGGCAGCCAUCAAUGAGCACCUCAAUGAGUUGGAUCGUCCAAAUUCAAAAUCCUCCAAAUCGUAUCGGAACUCGUCGAUCAACAAUUCCGCGAUGGAAAGGGGUUCCAUCGAUGAGAUUAGUCAGAAAAUGACAGACCCUCGAGAUGUGGUGCUCGAGGAGCUGGUCGCGCUAGCCAUGGAUGCCUGGCAUGCGGUGUACUCGGCAACGCUUUCAACAACUACUAUGAAAGCUCCGAUCACACGGGUAGUCCUUGCGGAACCUCUGGUCUCCGCUCUCAGCACCGAGGAACUUCAAACACUGGUGAAUCUAUUGGGGCUGCGGUCGGUUGAUGCAUCCGCUAGCACGCAACAUUAUGAGGUAUCCCCCCUUUUGGUGGAUCCCGGUCGUCGGCUAGAUCAGACCUCGUUGCAGGUCGAAAAAGAGGUUUCAAACUUUUUCAAAACGCUAUUUGACCAUCGUGGCGACGAGAUUACGCGGCUCUGUAUGGACCAAUACGGUGAACAGUUUUAG